Molecule: messenger RNA, 870 nt
Organism: Periophthalmus magnuspinnatus
Lineage: Eukaryota; Metazoa; Chordata; Actinopteri; Gobiiformes; Gobiidae
Exons: 4
Coding region: 1-456 (151 amino acids)
Molecular function (GO): protein binding
Source: RefSeq, a predicted model, not a curated record
AUGGUGGCGGUGCACAGGUACGAACCUCACUGGCCAGACGAGCUGAGGCUGACGCUUGGUGACGUGGUCCUGGUCCUGUCCAAACACGAGGAGGGGCGAUGGUUCGGACGGCUCCAGGACGGGCAGAGGGGGUACUUCCCAGCCUCGUGCGUCAUGGAGCUAAACCAGGCUAAAAAGCAGAUCACAAGUCACAGAAGGACUGUGUCUCUGAGAAGCACAGUUUCGGACGAUGCAGGUGUUCGAAGGAGACAUCAAACUGGACACGUUCAGCAUGCGCUCAGGAGGGGCAACAGAGCCGGAGGAUCGGCUUUGGACUGGGGCCAGUCUGACAGCGAGGGUCCUGUCUCAGCUACGCACUCUCAGCGGUCGCCCAGUCUCCUCCACAGGAUCCUGUCCAAGUGCCGCAGGAAGAGCCAGUGCCAGGGAGCCACCAAUAGGGCCUUUGAGGAUGACUAGACCCCCUACUGUCAACUGUGGGCUGUGCAAAGAAUUUGUUUUGGAGAAUUACCUCACACAUCCUUUGAACCCACUGGGCCCCUCUCUUUCACUGUUGUCGCUGGAGGAAUUGGGUGAAAAGAAGCAGGAUUGAGGCCUAAAUUUCACCAAAUGACCACGCACUGAGGCUGUUGCUACGAGCAACACUGGAGCAAUGUACACGGCACUCUUUUCUUUCUCCUCUGUACCACAGUGCAGAGGGAGGGCUGGAGGUUACCUCUCUCUAGAAAAUAUACACAAACUCUAAUCCCAACCUUGGCCUUGACCUUUGCUGGGAAACGCAGUGGGUCCUCACCCUGACUAGAUUAGGUCUGUGGUUUAGUCCUUUGUGUGGGGCCUGUAGGGGGCAGUCACUUUGGGGCCAGUCAUUCUGGG